ACAAGAAGAAGAACAGUAAAAGUAAAGUGUAAAUAAAAAUAUAUCUCGAAAUGAUUAUUUAUGGAGUGUAUAUAGUAAGUAAAUCUGGAGGUCUAAUAUAUAAUUUGGAUAGUAAUGUGCCCCGCAUAGAACAAGAACGCUCAUUUACCUAUCCGCUUGACUUGAUGCUGGAUUAUGACUCAAAGAAAGUAUCAGUAAUAUUUAAUAAAAAGGAUGGUAUCAAUGUUGGACAUGUUUUGACGGCUGUUAAUAGCACAUCGGUAAAUGGUAACACAAUUGAAGAUGGACGCGACGUGAAAACCGUUUUGGAAAACCCAGAAAACUAUCCACUCAACUUGAAAUUUUGCAGACCGAAAUUGACAACUAAUGAAAAAAUUGUGCAGGCGAGUACAUUUUACCCACUCUACGCCUUCGCCAGUCAACUCAGUCCAGAGCCCAAAAGUUCUGGUAUUGAAAUUCUGGAGGCUGAUACAUUUACCCUGCAUUGCUUUCAAACGCUGACAGGAGUUAAGUUUAUUAUAAUAUCAGAAACUGGCUUAAGUGGUAUGGAUAUGGUACUUCGUAAAAUAUAUGAAUUAUAUUCCGAUUAUGUAUUGAAAAAUCCCUUUUAUGCACUUGAAAUGCCCAUACGUUGUGAAUUGUUUGAAAACAAACUCAAAGCGUUGUUGGAAAUGGUUGAAAAAACUGGCAUUAAUAACCUAGACAAAUAAACCACCUAAAUAAUUCC
Molecule: messenger RNA, 727 nt
Organism: Ceratitis capitata (Mediterranean fruit fly)
Lineage: Eukaryota; Metazoa; Arthropoda; Insecta; Diptera; Tephritidae
Gene: Trs23
Product: trafficking protein particle complex subunit 4
Exons: 2
Coding region: 51-710 (219 amino acids)
Biological process (GO): endoplasmic reticulum to Golgi vesicle-mediated transport
Cellular component (GO): TRAPP complex
Source: RefSeq, a predicted model, not a curated record